CGCCCGACGCGCCUUGUUUCUCUGUGUCUGGCCGCCUCUGUGCGGCAUUUCCACGCCCUGUAAUUCGCGCGCUUGUUAUUUGCUGCAAUCUACUCAGCCCUAUCCUAUCAGGAAAUUCAUUAAAGCUGAUGGUUGCUCGUCUGUCGCACAGCUCCUUCGCGCUUCUCCCAACACUUUGCUCCGCAGCUCCUCCCCUGUGAAAUGCGACUGUUUCGCCUACGUGUUCCGCUAACCCAUGAGCUGACUUUAUACUGACCAUGUGGAGGCGAACCUAUCUUCUGCUAAUCCUUGCGCGGCUCUACUUCGCGCUGUCCGCCAGCUACCUUCACCCAGAUGAGAAUUUCCAAGGCCCCGAGGUCAUAGCAGGCCGCGUCUUUUCAUACCCUGUACACUUGACCUGGGAGUUUACGACCGAGCGCCCGAUCCGCAGUUCGUUCCCGCUAUGGCUUCACUACGGAAUACCCAUGUACAUUUUGCGCUGGAUCUAUGAAGGGUUCGCCGACAACAACGUUACGCCUGCUGUUGUAUACUGGACGCUGCGCGUCUUGCAGUUCGUCGUGAGCUUCGUGCUCGAAGACUGGGCCAUCCAAGAGCUCGUGUCUUCUCCGCGACAGAGGCGCGUUGCUGUUUUAUUGGUCGCUUCGUCCUACGUGACGUGGACGCUGCAGACGCAUACUUUCUCAAACUCGCUGGAGACCAUAAUAUUGGCGUGGAGCUUGGUUCUGAUUGCGCGCAUAGUGGAGAACAAGAAACGCUCAGGGCUCUCAGCCUCAUGGGUUCUUGGAUUCAUCGUCGUGACUGGUGUCUUCAACCGAAUCACUUUUCCGGCGUACCUAAUUGUUCCCGCAUUCCAGCUUUUGCCGCAUUUCAGGAGAAAGCCACUGUCGCUGUUUGCAAUCCUUCUCUCAGGAUUUCUGACCACCCUUCUUGCCGUCGCUUUCGACACUGCAUUCUACCACCCCGACGGAUUGGCCUUGUCAACAUUCCUGUCUAAUCCUGUCAUCACGCCUCUCAAUAACCUGGUGUACAACUCUUCGUCGGCCAAUCUCGCCAAACACGGCCUCCAUCCAUACUGGCAGCACGUUGUCGCAAACCUGCCACAGCUCCUUGGCCCGGCUUAUCCGCUUCUUUUUACCAACUUCCGCAAGACUCUGCGCCUGGCGUCUGCGCUUUCCGGUGUUGCUAUCCUUUCACUCAUUCCGCACCAGGAAGCACGUUUUCUCAUACCGGCCGUCCCGCUCAUACUCAGUUCGAUCCGCCUUCCGAAACGGUUCACGCGCACGUGGUUAGGAGUAUGGAUGGUGUUCAACGUUGCACUUGGUAUUCUCAUGGGUGUUUACCAUCAGGGCGGUGUUGUGCCGGUUCAGAUGUGGAUGGCAAACCAUGAGGCCAAUGUGGGCACGGUGUUCUGGUGGAAGACGUAUAGUCCGCCGGUUUGGCUCCUGAAUGGACGGAACGAGGUCUUGGACACAGUCGACCUGAUGGGAGCGAAACCGGACAAGAUGAUGACGCAGGUCCUCAAUUCGACCAAGUGCGAACACGAGAAGCUGACCCGCACCGGUGUCGGAGAGCAUGCUCUGACGUACCUUGUCGCGCCAAAAAGUGCAACCUUCCUGGACAGGUACAAGGGUAUCGAAGGGGCGGUGGAGGGGAAUGCAAAGGUCACGCUGGAGAAAGUUUGGAGUUACCAGAGCCACCUCAACCUCGACGACAUGGACUUUGGCGACGACGGCGUGAUACCGACGCUCCGGCGGGUAAUCGGAAGAAGAGGGCUGGGGGUCUGGCGAGUGAGGAGAAAGUGCUCAUUUGAGACGGUUGAGGGCGGGAAUGGUGAGAGAGCGGUUGAGGAGGAUUAGGAGGCGCUUUGGAAUAGCGAGAUUGUAAUACUCGGAGAAUACCCCAACAACCAUUCAAUUCGGGCGCAAGAUGCGAGGGGGUUUUGGCGUAUGUGAUC
Molecule: messenger RNA, 1954 nt
Organism: Aplosporella prunicola CBS 121167
Lineage: Eukaryota; Fungi; Ascomycota; Dothideomycetes; Botryosphaeriales; Aplosporellaceae
Product: glycosyltransferase family 22 protein
Exons: 4
Coding region: 258-1856 (532 amino acids)
Biological process (GO): GPI anchor biosynthetic process
Cellular component (GO): endoplasmic reticulum membrane
Molecular function (GO): alpha-1,2-mannosyltransferase activity
Source: RefSeq, a predicted model, not a curated record